UUCGAAAAAUUCGAUAGUGCGAGUGACAACAAACGGCAGUGGAAACUACUGGAAUUUCUUUCACAUAUCCCAUAAAAGCAAAUAGAAAGGCCGAAAUACGUAAUAGCUGCGUUCGUUCGACAAGUAACGAUAUCGCAUAAGACGAAAUAGUCGCGUGACACAUACUCGUUGCUAAUUUUUUUUCGUUGAUGAAGGUUACUCUUGCAUCUUAUUUCCUUGUAUGGAAAACAGUUAUUUCCUUUAUGUUGCAUUUAAAGAACAUAUCAUGUUUGAACGUAAUUGAUGUAUAUGUUAAAGAAUCAUUACUGUAGUGGAAUUCUAUCUUUGGACUCUUUACUCUCUUAAAUGCUACAAGUGACAGUUCACUGAUGUUGUUUUGACAGUCAGAACUCUUUGGCUGCAUUAAAGAAGUUUGGUGCACAAGUGUACAAGUGUGAUACGAAGAUGAGUUCGCAUCAUCAUUUGAGUUUGUCUUCUGGUGAAAUAGAUCACAUCCACUUUGUCUCCGAAGAUGUAGGAGCCCUGUACCUUUCGGAAAAGUAUUCAGACGUGACGAUAGUGGUGAGAGGACACAAAUUUUACAGUCACAAGCUGAUUCUUGCAGCACGUAGUGAUUAUUUUCGGGCUCUGUUAUUCGGAGGCAUGAAGGAAUCUGCACAGGACGAAAUAGAAUUGAAUACUCCCUCAUUAACCGCAUUUAGAAGCCUGCUCAAAUAUAUCUAUACUGGACGUAUGUCUCUUGCUAACGAACGCGAUGAGGUAAUAUUAGAUACCCUCGCGUUAGCUCAUUUAUAUGGAUUUGUAGACCUUGAAGCUGCAAUAUCGGAUUAUCUUAGAGAAAUAUUGAACAUAAAAAAUGUAUGUUCAACUCUAGAUACCGCACUCUUGUAUCAUUUGAAGUUUUUAACUAAGGUUUGCCUUGAAUACAUGGAUAAACAUGCAUCCGAAAUCAUUCAACAUGAGAGUUUUCUCCAAUUGAGCCCAACAGCUCUAAGCGAACUGAUUUCUAGAGAUUCCUUCUAUGCACCGGAAAUAGAAAUCUUUAAAACUGUAAAUAAGUGGGUAAAAGCCAACCCUCAUGUUGAAGCAAGUGAAGUGAAAGCACAUUUGAGACUGCCUUUGAUGGGGGAGUUGGAUAUUCUGCUUACCGUGAGAUCAUCCAAAUUAUUCUCGGAUACAGCCCUUGUGGACGCGUUGACCGUGCAGAUAACGGUGCCCAACUGGAAACUGCCUCAUCGCGGCCGACUGCUUGUCGAUGAAAACGUUGCCAGUCAGAUGCUCGGUGCUCAAGUUCUACAAGGGGAAAUGCGCAGCUAUCUGCUUAACGGAGAUACGCACAAUUACGACAUGGAACGUGGCUACACCAGGCACACCAUAACCGACACGCAAGAGCAUGGGAUUCUAAUUCAAUUAGGGACGCAAUAUAUUAUAAAUCAUAUAAAAAUGUUGCUGUGGGAUCGAGAUAUGCGGUCUUAUUCUUAUUACAUAGAGGGAUCGAUAGAUCAAAAAGUUUGGUUCAGGAUCAUCGAUCACACAGAGUAUUCUUGUCGCAGUUGGCAGUAUUUAUAUUUUGAACCCAGGGUAGCUCUUUAUGUUCGUAUUGUAGGAACUAAUAACACAGUGAACAAGGUUUUUCACGUCGUUAGUUUUGAAGCGUAUUAUACAAAUCAUACGGAGAAACUUUCAAGAGGCUUUAUCGUGCCAACGCAAAAUAUUGCUGUUACGGAAAGAAGCGCCUGUGUCGUUGAGGGUGUGAGCAGGUCACGUUAUAAUUUAUUGAACGGAGACACAUCCAAUUACGAUUGGGACAGCGGUUACACGUGUCAUCAACUCGGUUCUGGAUCGAUUCUGGUGCAAUUAGGCCAACCGUAUAUGAUAGAUUCUAUGCGAUUAUUACUUUGGGACUGCGAUAAUCGCUCCUACUCAUAUUACAUAGAAGUGUCGGGCAAUUGCUGCAACUGGGUAUUAAUUGCCGACAAAACGAAAGAGUCCUGUCGGUCUUGGCAAACGAUACGUUUCCAUCCACCCCGUCCAGUAGUUUUUAUACGCAUAGUAGGAACUCACAAUACUGCGAACGAGGAAAUUGCGUUGUUUCAGGUGUUUCACUGUGUUCACUUCGAAUGUCCAGCGCAAUUGGAUGAUAAAUCUCCGAAAUCACCAACACAACGAGGACAAUCGUCAACAUCAUCGGAUAGUAGUAAUAUCUUACCCCCUCCGCCUCCCGAGGUCGCUACGGAAGCAGUUCAUAUCGAUAGCGAUGACUCGUAAUUAAAGCGAUAGGUGAGCGUUGAAACGCGUCAAGACGAAAUGCAUGUGACAGCUCUACCAAUGAUUCUGUAGUUGCUGCUCUUAUUCUCUAAGCUAGAUGAAUUUGACGAAUUCGUCGAGUGACCUCAAUGCAACUUUUAAGACUGUUUAAUAAUAAUCGUUGAAUAUAAAAUUGUAAUUAGUCAUUUUGUUUCCUUGUUUACGAGUUUGAUUUUUAUAUAUAUUAUUGCGUCUCAAUGACUUUAAAUAUAAGUAAUACACGCGGUGGUUGUUAAUUUUCGUAAUCACAGAGGUAUAGAAAUUAGUCAUCUUUUGCACAAAUACUCGAUUGUGUUACAGCAAAGUUUUUUUUACAUGUUGCAGCGUAUGUGUAAAAUUUUAUCUUUUUAUGAACAAAUGUUUGUAAUAUUUAAAAGAAUAUCGUAAUUUAAUGCAAUAUUUUUGUCGAGAACAUUUUUAGUCUUAUAUGUAAUUGUUCCCUGCAUUUGAAAUAUUGUAUCAUUUACUGUAAAACUUGCCAACACUAUGCCAUGUAUUUAUCUUUCCAUCUUAAAUAAUCGUUUUCACUCGUCUAAAUUAUCGAUUCUAAUUAUAAAUGUCCGUAAAUAUUUAGAAUAUGUAAUACUUCAUUCAUAUGGAUUCUUUGUGUCUGUUAAAUCUUGCAUAACGUACUAAUUUUCACACACUGGGAAAGGUACUAAUUUAUUUACAUACUGAGCGUGCCAAAGUCAAAAGAUUUGUAUCAAUUGAACAUGUAAUCUAAAUUCAUUAUUUUUAUAUUUUCUAAAUCGCAGGUCUGAGUUUUCUUACAUUUUUAAAUAUGUUACAGUAAAGUAUCAUAAGGAACGAAAGAUUGUAAAAAUGAGGAAAAAUUAGUAACCGCACAAAUUAUUUUAGUUAGAAACCGUUUUAGAAACUUUCGUUUUCAUGUUACCAAAUAUUUUCUAAGCACGCGAUUACGUAUAUUAAUAUUCUGUUAAUAUAAUGGUGUCUGGUUCUACAGUAUUUUUGAUUAUACAUCUUUUUGUAUCAAUUUUUAUUAUAUGUUUGAUUUUUGUACACAUAUAUAGUGUAAACCAUUAUUUUUCUAGUCUAAAUUUGUAUGUAGAUGUAAUGUGUCUCAGAAAUCAGAAUAUAAUAAAUUAUAUGAAAGAAUUUAAUAUUGCUAUUAUA
Molecule: messenger RNA, 3441 nt
Organism: Linepithema humile (Argentine ant)
Lineage: Eukaryota; Metazoa; Arthropoda; Insecta; Hymenoptera; Formicidae
Gene: BTBD9
Product: BTB (POZ) domain containing 9
Biological process (GO): modulation of chemical synaptic transmission; adult locomotory behavior; circadian behavior
Cellular component (GO): cytoplasm
Molecular function (GO): protein binding
Source: RefSeq, a predicted model, not a curated record